AUGGUAAGUGUGACACGACUGGCUACAGUGCUCUCCAUGAUAGUCCGCGAUCGGCUACGCGAAGUCCUGCACGAGACGCACAACUGUGAGGUCACUCGUUGCAAGAAGAAUCCCAGAAGUAUCACCGCCAACACGGUUCUGCGCGAGGACAAUGCCUGCAUUCGCAUCGUGAGCACUGUUCUGACCUUGGAGGAUGCUGGCCAGGGCAUCAUCUUUGCCAGUCAGGCUCUACAGGAGCCCGAGACUGACACGCAUUUCAGCUAUGUAUUUCAGCACAGGGGUGCAGUCACCGUGGUAGCCGUCUUUCUGGUGAGGCAAUUUGUUCGAUUCCCCAACGAGAUCAGGUCGAACAGCACGGAGAUUCAGAACGUCUAUACUAACCUUCAUGCCGCUUGCCCAGCUUGCCUCAGCGUCUGUUGCGGCUUGUUUCAGCGUUUGCUACGGCUAUUGGAGCACGCGGUGCCCAUUGUCGAAAUCGACGGAGGAACUAUCGUCGUGUCGUAUGUGUGUAUGACCAUCGAUUUCGAUGAAGUCCACCCAGUGCACCAACAAGUUGGUGCAGAAGGUGACGGACCUCAGGCGGUGGAGUAUAGUGAUAUUAGACGCAGUUGGCGCCAACCACACUCUUCACCUUUGACCAGGCUCAAGAAGGCCAAACGGAACCCGGCAUUAGUUGCCUUAUCCAAUGCAAACCCGAAACGCCGCCUAACAGUAGACUCUGCGCGGGAACUGCCGCACUACCUACCCUCACUCCCCUUAAGUAGGUGUCAAGACAGGCCCAAGGAGGCCGAGAAUGAUACGGCUACUACUAUUUCUAUUUGUACUGAAUAG
Molecule: messenger RNA, 831 nt
Organism: Dibothriocephalus latus
Lineage: Eukaryota; Metazoa; Platyhelminthes; Cestoda; Diphyllobothriidea; Diphyllobothriidae
Source: the annotation of a GenBank genome assembly